Amblyraja radiata (thorny skate) is the source of this 3505-nucleotide messenger RNA. RefSeq names its product zinc finger protein 345-like. NCBI's taxonomy places the organism in Eukaryota, Metazoa, Chordata, Chondrichthyes, Rajiformes, Rajidae. The record is from RefSeq and is a predicted model, not a curated record. Gene Ontology annotation, biological process: regulation of transcription by RNA polymerase II. The coding region runs from base 425 to 2755 and encodes 776 amino acids. The transcript is spliced from 4 exons. Gene Ontology annotation, molecular function: RNA polymerase II transcription regulatory region sequence-specific DNA binding; DNA-binding transcription factor activity, RNA polymerase II-specific. Gene Ontology annotation, cellular component: nucleus.
AUAUCUCCAGUCUCAGUGACUAGAGUGGGGGAGGGGAGAGAGAGAGACAGAGACGGAGACCAAGGAGUGGGGAUCGCGAGGAAUGAGGUUUGGAUGAAGCCAGACAGAGGGGUACUGCUGUACACUGACUGGCGUGUCCUGCCUGUACUCGAGGUGUUUGGGAGUAUUCGGGGAUGUGUGGACACAAGAGGGAGAUGGUUGUGGGAGUGCUCGGUGGGACGAUGGUGAUAAUGGGAUGAUAUUGUUCACCACGGGCCGGCUCUGCAGAGAGGAGUGCCAAAUGUCCCUGAAGCUGUACAGUUAGUUUUGCAGACAAUCCUCUGGUGAAGUGAGACCCUUGGACCAAGGAGAAGGAGAGCCGGAUACAGCAUCCCACCACUGACCGGAACAAGUAUACCACUGGAAUAGAGAGAGGCGCAUUGUGAUGGAGUCCCCGCCGGGCCCUCAGCUGUCCCGGACCCCCGACAUCCGGCAGGAGCUCCCCUCCCCCGUCGAGGGGGAGGGUCCAGGCGAGGAGCAGACCAGCGCGUCCACUCUCGCCGCACCACCGGCCUCGCUCGCAGGGGACCCUCCCAUCCCGGAGAAGGGGGAAUGCCCGAAGCCCCCAAUACCUGCGGGUAGGCUGCUGUGGACCCCCACAGAGGAGGAGCAGGAGGAGGAGGAGGAGGAGGAGAAGGGGGAGGAAGAGGAAGAGGAAGGGAUGGGGGAUGAGGAAGAGGAUGAGGAGCACCAGGAUUUCUACCCGCUCCAGCCCAGCCCUGACCCCUACCUGGAGAUGGCUGGGGGUUCCCCGCAGCUCUCUGCUCUCCCAGGGUCAGCGGACGAUGCUGAGGGUGAGGAUCCUUCACACACUGGCCUGAACGGGACGGCAGAACAGCUCAGGGAUGCCGAGCUGGGUGAGGGUGAGGGUGAGGUUGAGGGGAAGAGGCAGCGCCGACCUAACCGCUUCCCCUGCCCCGAGUGUGGCAAAGGCUUUGCCUGCCCCUCGCACCUGGAGCGGCACCUCCGCACCCACACCGGUGAACGCCCCUUCGAGUGCAUCGUCUGUGGCAAGACCUUUGCCACGCUCAGCCACCUGGCCCUUCACCGGCCCCGACACGGUGCCCCCCGCCCCUUCGAAUGCGCCAUCUGUGGCCGCUGCUACCCCACCUACUCCGAGCUCUCGUCCCACCAGCGCUUCCACAGUGGCCGGCGGCCCUACCCCUGCCAUCUCUGCCCCAAGCGCUUCUACACCUCCAGCGAGCUGCGAGCCCACCAGUUGGCUCACACUGGCGAGCGCCCGCAUCCCUGUACCGCCUGUGGCAAGCGGUUUGGCCGGCUGGGGCACCUGCUGGAGCACCAGCGCACCCACACCGGCGAGCGGCCCUUCGAGUGCCCGCUGUGCGGCAAGCGCUUCCACUCCAGCAGUAACCUGACCCGUCACCGCCGCUUCCACAGUGGGGAGCGGCCCUUCGCCUGUGGCGACUGCACCAAGUGCUUCUUCACCUCGGGGGACUUGCGCCGGCACCAGCAGACCCACGGCGGGGAGCGCCCCUUCUGCUGCAGCGAGUGUCCCAGACGCUUCUACCGCUCGGGUGACCUGGUGAAGCACCAGCGCACUCACGGUGCCGAGCGCCCCCACGGCUGCACUGCCUGCGGCAAGCGCUUCUGCACCGGCAGCGAGCUGAAGAUCCACGCCCGCUUCCACAGCGGGGAGCGCCCCUUCCCCUGCUCCCAGUGCCCCAAGCGCUUCUACACGGCCAGCGAGCUGCGGGUGCACGGGCGCACCCACACUGGCGAGCGCCCGUACUGCUGCCCGCUCUGCGGCAAGUCCUUCUACCGCUCGGGCGACCUCUCCAAGCACCGGCGUACCCACACCGGGGUGAAGCCCUUCGCCUGCACCCACUGCCCCAAGCGCUACUACACCUCCAGCGAGCUGGGCGUGCACGGGCGCACCCACACUGGCGAGAAACCCUUCCGCUGCCCGCUCUGUUCCAAGGGCUUCUACACGGCCAGCGUGCUGGCCAAGCAUCGGCUGACGCACGCUGCCACACCCGGGGGCCUCUUCCAGUGCCGCCUGUGCCCCCAGCGCUGCCCCAGUGCUGCCCGCCUGCGCCUGCACGAGCGGCAGCACUCGGGUGAGCCCACCUUCCAGUGUGGCGUGUGCCAGCGCCGCUUCUACACGGCGGGCGGCCUGAGCAAGCACCAGAACGUGCACGGGCCAGAGGCAGCCAUGGCCGACCAGCUGGCCAGAGCUGCGGCCCAGCGACUGGCAGACGCCCGCACCCAGCAGUUGGCGGCUGAUGCCCAGCGCCAGCUGCAGGAGGUACGGGCCCAGCAGCUGGCAACGGGCACACAGCGGCUGGCAGAGACCCCAGCCCCUUCCACCACCCCCACUGCCCCGGCCCUCUUCGAGUGCGGCAUGUGCAAGAGGGGCUUCGGCUCGUGGCCGGAGCUGCUGGCCCACCAGCCCCAGCACGAGGGAGAGCGGGCGGUGCAGUGCGCCGCCUGCCGCCAGCUGUUUGUGGCACCGGCGAUGGGCGAGGGGCCGGCAGCUGGUGAUGAGGACUCACAUUGCCCCCUCUGUCGUGGCCACCUCUCCAGCUUCGACAUCGCUGGCUUCGGCCUCGGCCUGGGCCUCUCCAACUUUGAGCUCUGCCUGCAGGGAGCCUUCCCCGCACCCCCCAGCUGGGACGGGCAGGGGGGAGCCGACCUGUGCAGCCAGGGGACACUCUCUCAUCCCUCCACUUGGCAGGGAGGGGCAGGAGGGCAGUAGCUGGGAGGACCCGUGAGGCUCCCUCCCCCAACCCCCACCAGUUGCCAAACUCCCGACAAUCCAAACCACCAGCCGGGUGUGUAGUGGGCACAGUCAUUGAGGGCAGUGAGGCGGGGGUGAGGGCAGGGAGAGAGAUGGGAGGAGUGGCAGAGUGACAGAGAGAAUGGAAAUGAGGCAGAGGAUGAUAAGGAGUGAUUGAGAGAGCGAUAGAGAACGAGUGAAUGAGAGGGUGAAGCUGAAUGUUGCAGAGAGGGUGAAUGAGGAAGGGCGAUAGAGAGAGAGAGAGAGAGAGAGAGUGAUUGAAUCAGAGGGGGAGAGUGUAAAUAGAGAGGGUGGGGGAGGGUUCUAGAGAGAGGCUGAGUGUGAAUGAAGCCGUGGUGGAGAAGUGAGGGGGAGAGAAUGAAUAAAGAGGGUGAUUGAGGGAAUGGAGAGAGAAUGAACGAGAAUGAAUAGGAAGAGUGAGCGGAGAGGAGAGUGAAUGCAUAGGGCGAGAGAGAGAGUGUGGAACAGAAGGAAUGAGUGAGAGUGUGGGAUGAGUGGGACUGUCGCCCAUUUUGUGAAGUUACUGCCUCCAGCUCCCCUCGCCAUGCCCCUCCCUCCAGCUCGCCCUCGAAUGCCUCUUCCCAGGUCAGCCCCCGGGUCAGGGGGUGAGGGUGGGCCACACUACCUCCACCGAUCAAUCGCCCUUUAGCAUGGCACCGCUGUUCUCCUCUGUAUAAUGUGAAUUAAAACAGUACGUGAUGACACAAA